AUGGGUUUAAAAAUUAUUGACGGUUCAAUUGUAAAUGAUGAGAAUUCAUCGUCCACAACUUCAUCACCAUCCCACUCAUAUAUUUCAACAUCUUCACCAAUGGUUCAACCAAGAAGAAGAAAUAGUAUAGCCAGUUUAAGUGAUUUUAGAACACAAAGAAAUAAAAUAAAUUAUAAUAAUAGUAAUAAUGAAAUAAAUCAAUUAAAAAAAAGCUUCAACGAAAUUAAUGUUUUAAAUGGUGAUAAUAAUAAUAAUAAUAAUAAUAAUAACAUCAACGAUAAUAAUAAUAGUGGGUCUUUUUUCAAAAAAUUUAAAAUAUAUAAAUAUUUUGAAGAGAUUUUUUCAAUUAUUAUUUUUAAAAAUCCAACAAUGGUCCAAAUUAUCGACACAUUGGAAUUGUCAACUAAAAUAUUUAAUGUCGAAAUGAAAUUAAAAUAUUUAGUGGCAAUAUGUAUAUUUACCCAAAUAUUAUUUAAAUCUUGGGGUUUAUUAAUCUCAUUAUUAAUAUUUUAUUUGGGCACAUUUUAUAAUAAAUUGGAUUCCUCCAUCAAUAACAAUAAUAAAAAAGAAAGUGAGGAUAAUUCUACUUUAAACAAUAGUAAUAAUAAUAUAAAUAUAAGAAACAGCAAUAAUAGUUUAAAUAAUAGCUUUAGUAAAAUUAACACACUCAGCAGUUCAAAUAAUAAAAAUAUAAAUUUAUCAAAAUCAUCACCCAUUCAAACUAAUAAUAUCAACACUUUAAAUAAUAGUGGUAUUAAUUAUCAAAAACAAUGCACUUGUAACAAAUCAGCAUUAUCAAAAAGUAGCAGUAGAAUUCAAACACUCUCAUCCCCAUUGUUAAGAAGCUGUAGUUACUGUUCUCCUCCAUCACCAUUCUCUUUAUCAUCAUCUUUACCUUCAUUAGCAACUAAUUCAAGAUCUUUUAAUAAUGCUAACAAUAAUAAUAAUUAUACCCAUAAUGAGGAGGAUGAGGAUUGGGAAGAAUACUUAGACUCUAGUGACGAAUAUGAGGACGAAGAUGACGAGGAAUCAUUGUCUUCUUCACCUGCUUAUUAUUUAUAUAAUUCCCCAAACCUCAGACAAGCUUGUAAUAAAGUUUCAAUUCUCAAAAAUAAAAGAUUAAAUAAUGAGGAGGGAGGAAGUGAUAUUGAAGAAAAAUCAAAAAAAAAGAAAAAAGUUGAUCAAAGUGGUGCAGAAGAAAAUACAGUGCCAGAUAGUGAAAUUAAUAGUGAUAACAAGACUAACAUUAAUAAUGGUAAUGAAGAAAAUAAUAAUAGUAGUAGUACUAAUAGUUGCAAUAAUAACAAUAAUAACAUUAAUAAUAAUACAUUAAAUUAUGAUGUUUUUAUAAAUAAUAGUUAUAAAUUAAAUGAAUUAAAAGAAAUUUCAAAUAGUUUAGGGUUACCAGCAAAAGGCAAAAAAGAUGAAAUGUACGAAAGAAUAAAGGAUUUAUUAUUGUAUCAAAAAUCAUUAAUAAAUGAAGCAAAUCAAAAGGAAGCCAUCAAUUCAUUUAAUAAGACCCAGGAGUUGUUAAUUAAAGAUAUCGAUCCUCUAGAAGUGUCUUUUUGGAAGGUUUUUAGAAAUAAAUAUCUUUUUAACUUUUUGUUUUCAAAUUUUAUUUUCAAAUCUGCUAAUAACUAUCAAAUGAUAUAUUCUGUUCACAGGAUAUUCCAUGGUUAUUCAAAUGCAGCCGAAAUUCUAAAAGAUAAAGUAAAGCGUGGUGAUUUUUUAACUUUUAAACAUCUUCACUCAUAUGCAAAUGAUGGUUAUUAUUUAACCUUUAAAAAUAUCCAAAAAGAAAAUCAAGAGAAUAAAAAUUUUUACGACAAAUUUUUCAAAAACUAUUGUUCUACAGAAGGUGAUAAAUCAAUAAUAAAAAAUAUAUUCAGUACUAAUAAUAUAUUGGCAUUUAAACUAUUUAUACCAAGAAAAGAUAUAUUAAAUAAAGUAGGAUUACCAACAAUUGCAUCUUAUAAGAGUUUUAAAAUGGUUCAUCAUCUUUAUAAAGAGGGUUGGAAUACAAGCCGGGUAUCACAUAUAAUAAAAAUAGUCAAAAAUAUUGGUAAAAUAAGAAAAGGCACCACUACUAAAGCACCACCAUUUCUAGAAAUCACAGACCCAGCUAUAGGUUUCACAGAACAACAGUUAAACUCAAGUAUUCAUGAUUUGUUAGAUACUACAUCAGUUUUAAUAAACAAUAGUAUAGCCAACAAUAAAAACACCACUAAUGGUGAUAGUGAGGGCCACAAAGAUUACAUCGCAUUUUUAGAUAGCUUAUUUUUAAAUGGGGAUCAAAGGGAUAAAAUUGUCAAUUUAUUAUUAGAAAAAGAUAAAUACAUUAAUACUUUAGAGUCAAUUAUUAAAAAAGAAAAUUUAUCAAGUGAGUUAAAUAAAGAAAUAUCAACAAAUGCAAAUAUAAAUGAAAAUAAAACCACAAUCACAGAUUUUGACAAUGAAAAAACAAAUUUGAAAGUUGAAGCAAUUGGUAUCGACACUUUGGAGUUAAAGUCUCUUAUUUUACAAUCUUUAGAUUAUUUAUAUUCCUUCCAAUCAACCAUUCCAAUCAACUAUUAUAUUUUAUUUAAAGAGAAAGAUCAAAUUAUCGAAGAACUUAAAGUUUUGUCCAAUAAUUUAAACUCAUCAAUAAGUGGUUAUUAUCAACAAUGUUUAGAUGUUUUUAGAAUGGGAAAGUACAGAAAUAUUCAAUCACCAAUUUUCUCUGAUUUUUUCAAAGAUAUAACAAAAAUAUGUGAAAAAAAUGACAUGGGUCCAAUUUUCAAAUCAAUUAUAGAAACAAAUAAUAUCGAUUUUAUAAACUAUUUACUCCGUGAUAACACAAUUGUGUUUUUCAAAAAUCUUCCAGCCAUUUUUGAAGGGAUCAAAUCUACAGCAGUUUUAGAUUACUUUUUCAAGAAAUAUCAAGAUGUAUUUUUUAGUUCAAAUAAUUCCAAUUGGAUUUACAUUUCAGAUUUUUCAAUAAUAGAACACUAUGAAAAUCUUAUGGAAAGUUUAAAAAGAACCUUUUCGAUUUCAGAGUUUGAGUCCAAUAAAGGAAAAGGUAUGAAAUUAGAACUUGGUUUAGAAUUGUUAAUAAGGGCACUCAGCAAUCCAAAUCUUUACCAUCUCCCAGAAGAAGUUAAUCUUUCUAUUUUUAGCAACAUAUUUUCAAAUUAUUUAAACGAAAAUAAACAAGUAGCCUUAUUUAUUUCACUAUUCAAGUUCAAUAGAUUUGGAACAAUACCUUUAGCUGACCUUUUCAAAAAAUAUGGAGGUGAAAGGUUAUAUUUAAUUGGAGAUUGGUUAUUUAAAAAUCAAGUAAAAUUAGAAUAUUAUAACAGUUAUUUUCAUAAUUUACAAGUAAACUCUGGCAAUGGAAUCAUCCAUUUUUUUAUAUCAACAUCUAUGAUGCUCGAUCUCUUAAGACAAACUGGUCGUUUUGAUGAUAUAUCCAAACUUGAGAAUUUAAGUGUUUUUCAAAUAUUAGAAAGGGUACCGCCGUGUAGAGCUAACCAAUUGUUUUUAGACAUGUUUUUCAAGUUUUAUUUAGAAAAUCAAACUGAAGAUACUUAUUGUUUUAAAACCUAUUACUAUUUUUCUAAUAUAAUAUUAGAUUUUGGGAAUUUUCAAUUUCUAAAAUACUUAGCUUUGAAACAUGGUAAUAUCUUAAUUAAAAAACAAAAUAACACCAAAGGUGUUUUCAGUACAAAAGAAAUUAAAAAACUUUUAGAAAGAGCAUUAAAAUUAAAAUACGUAGAAAUUGCAGAUUUACUAUUAAAUUAUAUAAAAAUGACAGAAUGUGAAUUUAAAAAAAUUGUCAACAAAGAAGAAUCAUUUUUAUAUAAAUCUUUAAUAAAUAAAAUUAAAAAAUAA
This is a messenger RNA of Dictyostelium purpureum, 3870 nucleotides long. RefSeq lists its product as uncharacterized. Bases 1 to 3870 code for a protein of 1289 amino acids. The record is from RefSeq and is a predicted model, not a curated record. Lineage: Eukaryota; Evosea; Eumycetozoa; Dictyosteliales; Dictyosteliaceae. The transcript has 3 exons.